Molecule: messenger RNA, 2726 nt
Organism: Plodia interpunctella (Indianmeal moth)
Lineage: Eukaryota; Metazoa; Arthropoda; Insecta; Lepidoptera; Pyralidae
Gene: Ethr
Product: thyrotropin-releasing hormone receptor-like
Exons: 4
Coding region: 242-1852 (536 amino acids)
Biological process (GO): G protein-coupled receptor signaling pathway
Cellular component (GO): plasma membrane
Molecular function (GO): thyrotropin-releasing hormone receptor activity
Source: RefSeq, a predicted model, not a curated record
GCUUGCGCUGAGAGAAGACGUCUAUACGUGAUUUGCAUUUGACGCUCGUAAAGUUUCUCGCGAAACAUCGCUACGCAAUAAUCGAUGCGUUGAAGUUUCUUGUGUUAGAUUUGUGUAUUUUUGUGGUGUUUGUGUGUGAAAAAUUAUCAUCGAAGAUUAUUUCAUAUCGCGGCAUCAACAUUACUGACGUUACUGCGCGACGAACAAUGUGAAAUAUGACCGGACAAACCCCCACACGCACAUGAUUUCAAUAAACAACUUCACACAAACACAAAAUGCGUACGACAUUCCACUCACAUACAAAAAUGACACACACAACGACACUGUCCAAUCAGACUUCGAUUACGAGAACGUUACGUUCGAAUAUUCAAAUUCGACCGUUGCGAAUUUCACCGAGUACCCGGAGAUUCCGUAUUACAUAAAAGCGACGUCAAUGACAUUUUGUAUUGUGAUAAUGUGUUUAGGUGUGAUUGGGAAUGUGAUGGUGCCGAUAGUUAUAUUAAAAACGAAGGAUAUGAGGAAUUCUACAAAUAUUUUUCUGGUGAACUUGAGUAUAGCUGAUCUGAUGGUGUUGUUAGUGUGCACUCCCACUGUUCUUGUGGAAGUCAAUUCGAAGCCGGAGACCUGGGUGUUGGGUAAAGAGUUAUGUCUUGCAGUACCGUUCGUGGAGCUCACCGUCACCCACGCUUCAGUCCUCACCAUCCUCGCCAUCAGCUUCGAGCGGUACUACGCCAUCUGUGAGCCUCUGAGAGCUGGCUACGUCUGCACCAAGACCAGGGCGACCUUGAUAUGUGCUCUGGUUUGGUUUUUCGCUGCCCUUUUCACCAGCCCCAUUCUUGCCGUCGCGACGUUCACCUACGAAGACUACGGCGACACCAAAAUACCCGUCUGUCUGACCCAAGCCGACACCUUCUGGUCGGCUCUGUUCUUCAUCCUCACUAUUGCUGUCUUCUUCAUUGUGCCGCUUGGCGUCCUGCUCGUCCUCUACAGCGUCAUUGCCAAAAACCUAAUGGAGAAUCCCGCCAUCAUAGCCCAAAACACCAAAAACACAAAUAACAGUGGCAACGUCAUCCGCUAUAGAAAACAAGUCAUUUUGAUGCUCGGCACUGUUGUUCUAUCAUUCUUCGUAUGUCUAUUACCGUUCAAAGCGUUAACUUUAUGGAUCAUUGUAUUCCCGCCAGAGACAAUAAUGUCGUUAGGUCUAGAUGGUUAUUAUAUACUUUUGUAUUUUUGUAGAGUCAUGCUUUAUUUGAAUUCGGCGAUCAAUCCUAUUUUAUAUAACUUGAUGUCGUCAAAAUUUAGAGAGGGGUUCAUCAAAUUGUUGAAAAUUAAUAAGCUGAUGAGAUGUGGCAGGAAUUUGAGGGUUAAUAUGCAAAGGAGGGACACGUUUAAUACAACGACAUCUACCGGCUUUUCAAGCAGUCAACAAAACUCUGAUUCUUUUUGGAGACGUUACAGCAACAGAGCCUCGUCUCAAAAGAACAUUGUUAUUCGCGAUAGUAAAAAACUUAAAGAUGUAGCCAAUAUACAGCCAAUGAAAGUAAGUGAGAUCAUAAGCGUAGAAAAUACAAGAAGAAAUAGCAUGAAAAUCAUUGCUGCAAUGAAUGAACUUAACGAUAACGACAAUUUAGAUGUAGAAAUUCAUCCAACAGAUGAUGUAUCUAAUACCACUGCCACAGAGAACAAUAAGCAACUGCAAAUAUUAAAUUUAGAUGUAAAAACUAAUAAUGUUUAUUCUAUAACGUUGGAUGUUAGUGAGAAUGAAGGGAGAAACAAAUUUGUCUGUGUACCAAAUCAAGAUAAGGAGAAAAUUUUUGUAUACGACUUCAGCAGUAAGGAAAGUUUUGUGUAAUGAACUGAAAUUUUAAUAUAAACUUAUUUAUAUAUAUAUAUAUUAAUAAAUAUAGAAGUUAUGUGAAACAUAAUGUUAUCGUAAGUUUGAAUUUUGAAUAAUGUUGAAUUUUCAUUUGAUAAUGAUCUAUACAAAAUACUGCCAAUAUUAAUUUUAGAUACGAUUCUGAAGAUAACAAUUGAAAUACAAUAAAAAAAACUUAGCUAUCGCAUUUAAAGUAUUUAAGUUCUAAUUUAUGAGAUGGGAAAAAAGUCGAUUCAAAUGUUUGCACUGCACUGUUUUUUGUAACUGAAUAAAUCAAGGCGCCAUGAAUCCGCACAUUAGUGACAACAUUAAAUUGCUUUUAUUUCGUCGAAAAAAAAAAUCAAUAGAUUACAUAUGCCACAUUAGAUAAAGAAUUUCAUUACGAAGACUUUAAGGUGAAUUGCACAAUCACAAUGCACAACGUCAAAUAGUAUAGUUGAUGUUAAGCGGUGCGCCGCUGACAUUUAGACAAAAUGGCGACAAAGUGGCCUUUGCGUUUUUCUGCGCACGUUAAAGUUAACGUCAAAGUUGAUGGUGCAACAAACCCUUAUAGUUUUCUAAUAAUACAAUGUAGUCACAAUUGACUAAAAGGAUUUUGGUGGUGAAAAUUCUUUUUUAGAGUAACAUAAUCACGUGGGUACAAAGCGCCUUAAGAGCCAAAUUGCUUUAAAAUCUUUAAAAAAAUAUCGAAUAAAGGCCAGUGUAGAACAAAUGUGUAAUACGUCUUUAAUAACUAAUUUGUUAAACUUUCUAUCAACUGUCUGUUUUACUUAACUAUUAACUGUGGAAGCAUUUAUUUUGUAUAAUUUAUUAAUUUAUAUAAAAUAACGUAUUAAAUAAGAAUAUUGUU